AUGUCUGAGUCACCGAAGUCCGAGAAAUACAUGUUUCUCACUAGAUACAGCACACCUGUCCCCGAACUCGAUGACCACAGAUUUCAACUGGAUCCGCCUCGAAUGGACGCCGCACCCGAUGUGCCGCUUAGCCGGCAAAAUACCGCGCCGCAGGGUUUGCACCCAGAGACUCCCCAACGCCCAGACCUGCUCAUUAUACAGGACGCCCUGCGAGAGGCCGGGUCCUUUUCGCGCGACUUUGAGCAAGCAAUUGUCGACGACGAUCGAUCGAUUCAAGAUCUCACGGCACUGGGACGUCGUUUCUCUGUUGAUCCCACCGGCAAUGUCCGACAUGGUCGCACUUACAGCCGCACACAUCAGGAUUAUGCCAACUUGUCGCGCGAAUCAUCCGUAUCAGCUAGAUCAACCUCCCCGCCUAACUCAGUCGAGGCGUUCGCAGAUCCACGUCGCCGGGAACGGGCGAAUACCCUGGAGAGCCACGGAGCUCCUGAUAUUGAGGCCAUUCUUCAACGUACUGUUUCUGGCGGUACGCAUCAUCGCCGUCCAACGUUCAGCAAUGCCAGUGUGAUACGUCCGCAGGCUGGGGACACACAACUGGAGCCCACCGAUGAUGGCUGCGUGCCAACGUUCGAGCAGCCUGGCAGAAUCCCAGUCAUCGAUUACGAAGAGCUGGAAGAAUUUGUUGCACUCAGCCAGCAAGUGAAGCCCACAACAAGCAGACGUAAGCAUAGUCUGAGCUCACAGAGCAAGAAGCCGCGCAUUUUCUACGACCUUCGUGCGGGCGUCCACAACUCCGACAGUGAUGGCACGAAACGAUCUUCAAGCACACAGAAUUCAUCUGAUGAUAUACUGGAUUCAAUUUCCGCGAAGAAUGAAAAGCUAUUCGCGGAAGUUUCGAAUGAGAAGGAGUCACUUGAGAACAUGAAAAAUGAGAAUGAGCCCACCCGGUUUGGCUUUUUCUCUUCGGAAUCUCAAAGUACUGUGCAUGCUGCAGAGUUGGGUGACCUGGUCUUGCCUGGGGAUACUUUUCGUGAUCUCUUCCAGCUUGGCCCGGAAGGUGGCGUCUGGUGGCUUGACGUGUUGAACCCUACAGAAGACGAAGUGGGUGCUUUGUCCAGAGCUUUCUCCAUCCACCCUUUGACAACGGAGGACAUCCUAACCCAGGAAGCUCGUGAAAAGGUCGAGCUUUUCAAGCAGUAUUAUUUUGUCUGCUUCAGGACAUUUUACCAGAUGGACAAAACCAGCGAGCAAUUCAUGGAGCCCGUGAAUUUCUAUAUGGUUGUCUUUCGCGAUGGAGUGCUUUCGUUCUCAUUUACUGAGAAUCCACAUGCAGCUAAUGUUCGGAAGCGAAUCGGAAAGCUUCGCGAUUAUGUCUCACUCAGCAGCGACUGGAUCUGUUAUGCCAUGAUCUUUGGUCCCGUGAUCCGUGAAAUAGAGGUCGAGUCGGAAGCUAUCGAGGACCUUGUUUUCAUUGCCCGUAUGGAUGAUUUCGAGUCCUUUUUACCACGCAUUGGUGGCCUUCGCAAAAAGGUCAUGAGUUUAAUGCGGCUAUUGGGUGGCAAGGCCGAUGUUAUUCGGGGCUUUUCGAAACGCUGCAAUGAACAGUACUCAGUGACGCCUCGCGGUGACAUUGGCCUAUAUUUAGGCGACAUCCAGGAUCACGUCGUAACCAUGAUGUCUAAUCUGGCACAUUUUGAAAAAAUGCUUAGCCGGUCGCACACCAACUAUCUUGCGCAGCUGAAUGUGACCAACCUCAUGCUGGGUAAUCAUGUCAACAAAGUCCUCAGCAAGGUGACACUCAUUGCCACCAUGCUUGUGCCCAUGAACCUCAUCUGCGGUCUCUUUGGUAUGAAUGUGGAGGUCCCUGGACAACACACCGAGAGCCUUGCGUGGUUCUUCGGGAUCAUCGGCGUCAUUGGUGCUAUUAUCAUCAUUAAAGAAUUCUCGGCGCAGCUGGCCGUCACCAGCCACGGGACCAUAUACCUCGGCGAUGUCGACACACGGUUCGGGUUCCCACUGGAAUCAUAUAAUGGACUGGAGUUUGAAGAGACUCGGGGACGAGAAUUAGACUUGAUCCGUCGAGCCCCAACGGGGGUGUCAUCCCUAGGAAACAACCAGUACCAGGAAGGCACGCUGAGAUUGGGUGAGACUCAGCAUUGGUAUUUCCCUACAGAUUCGACCGCUGGCGAUAGCAGCAGCACCAACGAAACUACUUCGAAACGGAGCGAAGAUGUCGCAGAACGAUCGACGACCAUAUAUCUGUCCCUGACAGCCUGCUCGAAACCGAGUCUCAACGAGUCGGAAGAUGCGACCGGUUCCUCGUCCACUGUGCCACAACUGCAGGUCUUCGUCUCGCUGUCCGAAUCACUUGAGAAGCCCGGCCCCGACAAUGACAGUGCAGAACAACAGGUGUUUCUCGCGGAGGAGGGCUAUAUGGGCACGACUCUGGCAGCGGACGGGAAUGUGUAUAUCGGGGUCACCGCUCCCAAUAACACGCAGUAUUCGGGGUCGUACACGUACCAAAUCGCAGUAUCCACCGAUGCCUUUUUUCACGAUGUGAAUACCGAGGAUCAGCUUCUAUACCUGGUGGACUCGGAUACAAAAGCCGCACUCUUCACGACGAAAAACCUCACAGACACAGAUAUUGACGCCCAGGACAUCAGCAUAUGGAUGAACAAGACACCCCCGUACACAAUGUUUGCCAAUAACUUGAACAGCACUGCAGUAUCGGGUCUGGAGCGAUCCUUUUGUGCCCUCGAUCGGCUUGCGCAGAUCGGUAUGAAGGACGUGGAGCCCAGUAUGACUACACGUGGUGACAAGCUCCGGCCCAAGGAGCAACUCUAUGCCACUGGCCUGAAUAAAAGCUCUACCUACUUAGGGAUCCUCGCCCGAUACGGCAAUUCUACCAGUGCAGGUAAUGGGAUAAUAGGUGGCGGUGGGAAGGUUUGGAAGCCGAUGAAUUUUUCUACGAAGACAGAGGACAAUUGCGCGCUGGUGUACGACCUUUCAUUCUGUUCAGAAGUCGCCUAUGCCGUGCCAUCGAACUCGUCCGCUCAAAUCCCGAUCUUACGCACAUUCUAUGACGACAAUGCCGCAUCUCUCUACCAAAAUUUCAAUUACUCCCUCCAACAGGUUCAGUGCAAUGCUUCCAGCGAAACUGUGUUUUCCCUCGCUGUCUCCUGCGACAGCUGCGCCGAGGCCUACAAGCAGUGGCUUUGCGCUGUAACAAUCCCCCGGUGCCAAGACUUUUCGAGCACCGACUCCUUUCUUCAAGUCCGCAAUGCGGGCCAGGCAUUUUCAAACGGCACCUCCAUCACCAACAGUAGUUUAUUGACUAAUCCUGCCACAAAUCGAUCACGGAAUCCGUUGAUCGACACUGACAUCCAGCCGGGUCCCUAUAAAGAGAUCCUCCCCUGCCAGGACGUCUGCCACAGUCUCGUCCGAAACUGCCCGUCCGCUUUAGGCUUCAGUUGUCCCGUGGGGCAGUGGUUAAAUUCUUCCUAUGGGGUCCGGGACUCAAAUGGCGUUAUCACCUGCAGCUACUUGGGCGCUGCGUACUAUAUGAGUAUGGCGGCGGGUCUCCGUCACGAUGUAUGGAACGCUUUUUUUGCCCUGACCGCACUAUGGACCGCGCUGUGGGCAAUUGAAUAG
Messenger RNA from Aspergillus aculeatinus CBS 121060, 3651 nucleotides. RefSeq names its product magnesium transporter CorA family protein. The transcript is spliced from 4 exons. Gene Ontology annotation, cellular component: plasma membrane. Gene Ontology annotation, molecular function: calcium channel activity; magnesium ion transmembrane transporter activity. The record is from RefSeq and is a predicted model, not a curated record. NCBI's taxonomy places the organism in Eukaryota, Fungi, Ascomycota, Eurotiomycetes, Eurotiales, Aspergillaceae. Bases 1 to 3651 code for a protein of 1216 amino acids. Gene Ontology annotation, biological process: intracellular magnesium ion homeostasis; magnesium ion transmembrane transport; calcium ion import across plasma membrane.